GAGGAGAAUAGAGGGACAGCAGGAGCAAAGUCCCUGCUUUUUUUCCCUCCAGUGCUCCCUCACUCCUUCUCUUCCACCAACUCCAGGUUGAGAACAACAGGAUGCUGUUCCUCAGCUCUUUAGCCACUCUCCUCCUGCUGCUUCUUCUCUACGCCGCUGAGCUGUCUGCGCAGGAGGUGCAAGUGCGGCUUGCAGGCAGUCGCAAAGUCAACGAAGGGCGUCUGGAGGUGUUGUACAACGGCGUGUGGGGCACGGUGUGUGACGACCAGGUGGAUCUGAACCUGGCUAACGUAGUGUGCAGACAGUUGGGCUUUCAACACAGUUUCACCUGGGCGCCCAGUGCCAGGUUUGGCCAGGGACAAGGUCAGAUCUGGUUGGACAAUGUGAACUGCAGAGGCAGUGAGCUCUCUAUUGCAGAAUGUGGCUCCAAUGGUUGGGGAGUCCACGACUGCACCCACGUUGAGGACUUGGGGAUCAUUUGCAGCCCAGAAAGAAGGCCUGGUUUCUCCUCUGCUUCAGGAGGAGAGGCUCAUUCCUCCUCCAGAAAUGAGCCAAGACAAUCAAGGCAGGAGUCAGGGAACCCACCACCACCUCAAGCCCCUUCUCACAUUCCCUCUUCUUAUGGCCGAGGUCACGAGAUCGCACUCCAUCGCAACCCACCCACUUCCCGUCGCAACAGGAUCUCGCCGCAGGAGAACGGUCACGAGAUACAGAUCCUGCGACGGUAUCGUGGCCCAACAGCCCAGAUAUCAUCAAGGCCGGCAGCCAGUACAAACCAAAGACAGGAGCAGGACACGUCGAGAAGAGGAACGCCUGCAUCAAGACGCCAGGCUGAGCGAGAGACCAACAGGCAGUCUGAGAGGCAUCAACCAUAUAGUGGGAAUCAUGUCGAACCAGAGCCCGUGACUGAUUCACACUCCAUCCAGAGUUCUGACAGUGUUCAGCUGACCGAGGCUCGCCUCAAGGCCGUGCUGUCCGGCAGCCGCGGCGGUUUGGUGAACGAAGGAGUGCUGGAAGUCAAGUACGCCGGGAAAUGGCGUCAUGUGUGCAGUCACGGCUGGGACCUCACCAGCAGCAACGUCGUCUGUGGCAUGCUGGGAUUCUCUUCUGCUGAGGCUUUUGAUCAAAACGCCUACAGGAAACUGUGGGACUCCAAAUUAGCUGAUCCAUCAUCCAGACUGAGGACACAGAUCACUAAGAAGGCCUACUGGGUGGAGAAGGUGCAGUGUCGGGGCGGGGAGGUCUCCUUGGCUCAGUGCCCUGUCCAACUGUCCCUCCGCAGGAGAGAUGGGCCAUGCAGGGGGGGCAUGCACGCCGUUGUACGCUGCGUUCCUGGACCCCAAUUUGCACGUAACGGCCGAGGACGUGCACCACCCACUGUGUCGAACAACGUGCGUCUCAAGGCGGGGCCCCGCGUUGGGGAGGGUCGCGUGGAGGUGCUGAAGGACGGGAAAUGGGGCACCGUUGCAGACCACCUGUGGGACAUCACAGACGCCAACGUGGUUUGCAGAGAGCUGGGCUUCGGAACGGCAAAGGAGGCCUUGACCAGGGCUCAUCUAGGACAGGGUUCUGGUCCCAUCCACAUGAACAGCGUGCAGUGCACGGGCCAUGAGAGGUCUCUUUUAGACUGCUCCUUCAAAGAGGUGCCUCUGUACACCAUCAAGCACAGCCAGGAUGCAGGGGUCCGCUGCAACGUCCCCAACACGGGCACACAGAGCACCGUGAGACUAGCAGGAGGCAGAGACAGAGGCGAGGGCCGAGUGGAGGUGCUGAUGGAUGUCGGAGGAACGAAGCGCUGGGGCUCAAUCUGCAGCGAGAACUGGGGCAUCAACGAGGCCAUGGUGGUGUGUCGACAGCUGGGCUUAGGUUUCGCCUCGAGAGCUCACCAGGAGACUUGGUACUGGACGGGCUCCAGUGACGCCCGUGAUGUGGUUCUGAGUGGAAGUCACUGUGUCGGCUCUGAGAUGUCCAUCCAGCAAUGUCGUAAAAACACACACGUCUACUGUCCAAGAGGUGGCGACGGCAGAGCCGCAGGAGUUACCUGUGUGGAGACGGCUCCUGACCUGGUCGUGGAUGCUCAGCUGGUCCAGGAGACGGCCUACCUGGAGGACAGGCCCUUGCACCUGCUGACAUGUGCCAAUGAGGAGAACUGUCUCUCCUCCUCUGCUGCCAGGAUGCACUGGCCUUACGGACACAGACGCCUGCUGAGAUUUUCCUCUCGUAUCAUGAACUUGGGUCGCGCUGAUUUUCAACCCAAGGCCUCCAGAGAGAACUGGAUUUGGCAUCAGUGUCACAGGCACUACCACAGCAUUGAGGUGUUCACUCACUAUGAUCUGCUGACCCUCAAUGGCACCAGGGUGGCUGAAGGUCACAAAGCCAGCUUCUGUUUGGAGGACACCUAUUGCCCCGAUGGUAUCCAUAAGCGGUAUUCCUGCUACAACAUGGGACAGCAGGGUAUCUCAAUUGGCUGCUGGGAUACAUACCGCCAUGACAUCGACUGCCAGUGGAUUGACAUUACAGAUGUGCGGCCCGGUGAAUAUGUCUUCCAGGUGGAGGUCAACCCAUCCUUGGAUAUGGCUGAGUCCGAUUUCAAGAACAACGUUGUCCGCUGUCGGUGCAAGUAUGAUGGAUCCCGGGUGUACAUGUUUGGAUGCCAUACAGGUGAUGCUUACAGUGCUGAGGCUGAGGACUUGUUUGACCACCAGCGUCAGAUCACCAACAACUUCCUGUGAAUGGAGGGCCACACAAUAUAAGGACAGAAGAACCGUUCAACUCCUCAGCACACCUCAACACCACAGGACAAAGCGGUUGAGAGACAAGGCUAAACAGAGAUGAGGGCGAGAGGGAAAGGAGGGACUUCAUGGAAAUUUUGCUACCCUGUGACUAUCUCUAUCAGAGGCUGUUCACGUCUACAUGAUUAAGGAGAAAUGUGGAGAAGUAGAAACAAAAAAAAGCAGGCAUUAGAUCAUAAAAUGUAGAGUAGUUUAUUUACAUUUUAUAAUCAUUUGAAAUGAAUUCGAUUUUUUUUUUCAAGAUCAUUCUAAAAGACAUGAAUGCACCACAAGGACACAGGUAACAACUGUUUGCUUGCUUUCACUUUCCAAUUGCAAAUGCAUUUUAUUUUACUGUUACACAUGUGUGCUUUUUGGUUUUGAAUGAGAAUCAACUUUUUUUUUUUUUUUUACUCCAUGGUGCUAUUUUGCCUUAUUUGAAUAAAUAUUGUAAUGUAUUGCACAUGUAUUGUCAUGUACAGUUUUAUAUUACCUCUCUGGAAUAAUAUUUGUUAGGUCUCUAAUUUAUGCAGAUUUUAUUGUACUUUUGAGUUGGCAUUGUCCCUGCGUGGUUGUGUUUUGUAUUGUUAAUUUUAUGAUGAGAGAUCAUUUGUUUGUUCUUCAACUGUUCAACAUUGGUGUUAUCCAAUGGGAUCUGGUUGCGCCACAUUAUUGCGCCUUAAACAUUACUUAAAUGGUAGACAAAGAAUAAACAUCAGAAUGACACACUGCAUGGUCAAUUAAGGAAUGGUUAUUUUUCCUGGAGAUUUUCUUAGCAUAAAAUAUAGCUAAAAGGAUCAUUUUGAUUUAGCUGAAUCUGCUGUCAAUAUUUGCCUAUCAAAUGAAGAUACAAAUACCUGUACUAGUACUACUAAAUAGUACUACCUAUAGUCUAUUAAAGUGCAGUUUUUACAAUGCAUUGUGCAAUGAAAUUGCAAUAGCAUUCAAACUCCUUUGUUGCCUUUUGCAACAACAAAAAACAAUUGCUCUUGCCAUCCUCUCCCAGGGAGCCUCAGCUAACCUAUGUAUGUUUAUCUUUCCAACCACCUCUACUUACAAGCCGGGGAGUCUCCCAACAGCCUAUUGUCCCGUGACUGGGAGUUUUUAAAACAUUGCAAUUAUGACAUUCAACAAGUCACAUGACAAAUAACAUUUUGAUGGUGGCAGCUCAAGGAUUUUCCUUGCAUAAUAUAUCAUAUCUUCUCACAAUGUCCAUGUAGAGCGAACCCUACCUUUGUUCAUUCGAGCAGUGAAAUAGUCCACAUGUUAAGAAAAGUUCAAGUCACCCCGCAGCACCCAGGCUAUAAUGCAACAUUGCAAGUGAGAAUGCACAGCCUGCUUUAUUAAUGAGGAUCAGUGUGUUUUUUUUUUAACCAAUGAGUCACAUCAUCCCAAAAGUACACUAAGUGUGCUGAUUCUAAGCGUGCUGUAUUUCUAAAGUCUUUCCAAAGAAAAAAGGUGUUGGCUCCAUUGUUGUGAUCAAACGGAUUAGUUUUCACA
Molecule: messenger RNA, 4271 nt
Organism: Dunckerocampus dactyliophorus (ringed pipefish)
Lineage: Eukaryota; Metazoa; Chordata; Actinopteri; Syngnathiformes; Syngnathidae
Product: lysyl oxidase homolog 4-like
Exons: 15
Coding region: 102-2732 (876 amino acids)
Biological process (GO): peptidyl-lysine oxidation
Cellular component (GO): membrane
Molecular function (GO): protein-lysine 6-oxidase activity; copper ion binding
Source: RefSeq, a predicted model, not a curated record